AUGAGAACAAGGAGAGGGCUGUGUUAUCCCAAACUGCAUAUGUGUGGGGAGAAUGAUAAUAUAGCGGUAAAGAGAAGAGUAGAGUUCGGUACAGAACAAAUGGGUUGCCGGAAAAGAUUAAAGGUCUCGCCGGAGAUGGCCGGAAAGUGUGAUUUCUUCGAUGCCUUGCCGGACGAUCUUGUCCUUUCGAUUUUGUGCAAACUCAGUUCCACCGCUGGAUCCCCCACCGAUUUCACCAACGUUUUGAUAACAUGCAAAAGAUUAAAUGGAUUAGGUCUCCAUUCGCUGGUUUUAUCCAACGCUUCUCGGAAAAUGUUAGCAGUGAAAGCAAAACACUGGUCUGAGUCGGCUCACCGAUUCCUCAAAUUCUGUGCCGAUUCCGGGAAUGUUGAAGCCUGUUACACUCUUGGCAUGAUUCGAUUCUACUGUUUGCAAAAUCGAGGAAGCGGGGCGUCUUUGAUGGCGAAGGCGGCGAUCAGCUCUCACGCGCCGGCUCUUUACUCUCUAGCCGUUAUCCAGUUCAACGGCAGUGGUGGCUCAAAGAACGACAAGGAUCUCCGCGCCGGUGUAGCGUUGUGUGCACGCGCCGCCUUCCUGGGGCAUAUCGACGCGCUGAGAGAACUUGGCCACUGCCUGCAAGACGGUUACGGCGUCAAGCAAAACAUAGCGGAAGGACGCAGAUUUCUCGUUCAAGCCAACGCCCGUGAAUUAGCCGCCGUUUUAGCCGCGACACCAUCAGCGGCUCCGGCUUCUGGCUCGUGGUUGACAUGGAACCCUGUUGAACAUCACCGCCACCUGAUUGGCACUGGAUGCCCUUUGUUGAGUGAUUUUGGAUGUAAUAUCCCUGCGCCGGAGCCUCACCCGGCAAGCCGGUUCUUAUCAGAAUGGUUUUCAAUUCGGGGCGAAAACCCGUGCCCAGGGCUCCGUUUGUGUUCUCAUUUGGGCUGCGGGCGACCCGAGACCAGACGGCAUGAAUUUCGGCGGUGUUCUGCAUGCGGAGCCGUGAAUUAUUGCUCACGAGCUUGCCAGGCGCUGGACUGGAAAUUGCGUCACAAGGUGGAGUGCGCACCCGUCGAGAGGUGGGCUGAGGAAGGUGGUGAAAAUGAACCUAACGGUAACGGCGGAGGUGUUGACGGCAACGGCUAUGAGGCAAUGGUGGAGAGUUAA
This is a messenger RNA of Fraxinus pennsylvanica, 1167 nucleotides long. NCBI's taxonomy places the organism in Eukaryota, Viridiplantae, Streptophyta, Magnoliopsida, Lamiales, Oleaceae. The record is from the annotation of a GenBank genome assembly.